AUGGGAGGUGUAAAGAGUCGUUUUAAAAGACAGCGAAGUUCUGUUAAGUCCAAAAGGAAGAGUAUCCAUAGCCAGAAGGAAGAAGAAACGUCUGGUCCGAAAGUUGUACUGUUUACGGGCUAUUCACACAAAAUGAAUCUUUCGUUUGCCCUUCACCUGGCGGAAGACCCUCUUGGCAAAUUUAAAGUGCUUGUUACAAUGCCGUCCUUGGCUAGCAGCGAAUACUUGGCUGAUUCAAGAGUUUUAAAUCUUCUGAACAAGACCCUGUUUGUCCUUCAAAUGGACGUCGAUUCGGAUGAAUCGGUCAAAGGGGUUCUCCGAGAGAUCAUGGAAAACGACGGAUUCAUAGAUGCCGUGGGUGAGUUUUUAAAAUAUUGUACAUUCGGAAGGCUCUUAUUUUCGCGCGCGCGAUUUUUUCCCGUGUGCUUGCAAAAUCGAAUUUCAUUUAUAUGCCCUUGGUAGAUAAAUAAAGAGUCUUGUUGUUACAACUAAAUUGCAUGAGGUAAUUAACUGCAUGCAGUAUUAAAGUUGCUGGGAAAUUGUUUCCAUUUUUGUCUGACAGCAGUUUGACUUCUCCAACUCGGAUUUUCCAUUCGCCAGUGGAACAAUCUACUUCCUCAUUGCUGCAUUUCGAUCAAGUUAUUCUCCAGGUUCUAGUUAUUUGUUUUUCGUUCCAUUUCUUUUAGUCUCGGCAGCAAGAUAGGAAAACAUAAGGCAGACAAAAUAUUUUCGGCACGCAUUCAACCAGAAAGUCAGAUUACAUUCUUUAGUUUCCGGCUGAUGAAUUGUUCAGAAGCCGUUUAUAAAAUCAUGCAAAAUUGAAAAAUUUAUUUUAAAGUGGUGAUUGAACUCAAAUUUACUCACCAAAUCGCGGUUUCACCUAUUCAGUUAGAGAGCUCAACGCAUUUAUAUUUAAAAAGAAUUAUUUCUGAAUUAUUUACAAUGUGUAAUCUGUUAAUCUGGGUCAUUAGGGCGAGGUCACGCAAAAACAGCCUCGUUUCCGUUCCGAUUCGAUCUCCCGCGCACGUUUUCGUUUUCGCGACAUUUGUUUGGCCGGUGUUUUUAUUUUUCGGAUAUGUCAAUAAACAGUGUUUCCACACGUGAUUUGAAGGUAAUUUUUCAAAGCUAUUCAAAUUAGUGACGUUUGUAAGCAACUUUCAAUGCUUUGACAAAUUUUGCGGUUAACUGAGCCCCUGUUUGAUUUUCAUACGCUCGCCGCUACACCUCUUCGAACCCCUCAUAACUGUCGUAAUGAUCGGUAAAGCCCGAUUUAGGUCAUUCACUUAGAAUGAGAAUCAUACAGCACGUAAUAAUGUAUAGUGUCGAUGGACUACUGUGUCUCUAACUCUAAAAUUUUGUCGUUUUAUUACUUCAAUGAUUCGCUUUUGAAUUCAAGUUAGAGUACCGGGUAUUAACAGUAGGAUUACAGAUGUCAUUAAGGAGUAUUUUGCGGUUUUUUGGUGAAUUUUUAAGACUAGGCCAUGAUUUUAACAAUUUUAAAGGCUUGCAAUAUUGAUUCAUUGCUUACUUCAACUCUUUCUUGUCAUUUUUUUUUCUUCCACACGGAAACUAUACCAAUGUUGUGCAAAUAACAAAUUGAGUCAUCAGAUUCCUUUUGAAAUUAAAAUCCCAUUUGUCUGUAAAAAAUGGGUUCUCUCUUCUUUUUUCUAUUUUCAGUGUUAGCGUCAAAUGUCCUUCUAAAUGGCCAGCUAGAAACACAUACCGUCGACCAAGCAAAGACGAUAUUUGAUGUGAACACUUUUUCGGUCAUAAAACUUGUUCAAGCUGUUCUACCUUUAAUGAAAAAGCAGCGGGAUGGCCGCCUCAUUAUCAUGAGUAACCAGGCUGGAAUUCAAGGCAUUCCUUUCCACGGAAUCUACAGUGCCUCCAAGUUUGCAGUAGAAGGAUUUAUGGAGUGUAUUGCACCAGAAUGUUUGGCGUUUAACAUCUAGUAAGUGACCGCAUUUCUCAGUUAUAGGCAGUUUCUACCCACGGAGACCCCUGAACCGUUUCUCGAACUUUCUGGUAACUGAAUCGAAAUACAGGUCUCGGUAUUUCAGUUACCAAGGCUUUAGGGAGCAUAAAUAUUAAGGGCGGCGAAGGGUACAAAAAUUAACGUCACUUUAAAAGAAAACUCGCCCUGCUUCAAGCUUUAUUGCACUUAUCUCAUCUCGUUCAAUUCGUCAAAUGUUGCCAACUGAUUUUUCUGGAGUUUAGUUCUAAAAGACUGUAUCAGACUGUUCAGGAAAAGAAAAAGAAAGUCGUUCUCUUGUGUUUACGUCCCCGACAAAACGUGAAAUUAGUCAUUUUAACGUCGUAGUCGUGCAGUGGCGGCAAAGAAAUGUACAAAAACGCGUGAUGCACGUGCAGAGUUGUUAAUUUGCCAAUCUAAACCUAUUGCUUUCACCCGUUCUCGUUGCCGUCGCCGUGUCGUCGUUGCUUAAGCUCCCUAUAGCUCCCCAGGGAAGAGGAUGGUCGCGGGGAGCUGUUCAAUCUUUGCUAACCUGGUACAUUAAAAAUGAGUCUUUUGAAAGUCUUUUGAUAGAUUUGAAAGCAACAGAACAACUUAUACCUUAAACAAUUUAGUUUUUUGUGAGCUAGCAACAGCUAGCACUCAUUCUAAGUUUGAUUUCGAGCCCGAAAAUUAAAGGUAACGGGGCUUUCGAAAACGCCCCCUUGACCGGCGCUUAUUAUUAUUCGGUAUAGUUUAUAUAAGGGAGAACGGGAAAUCCGUUGAGCAACUAAUCCUAACCGGCCAGUUUAGGAAGCAUUUUGAUUUCCUGCUUCUGACAUUUGAACUUUUGGCCAAUCAGAACAACCGAAUUGAAAUGUUUCUGGGGGUGUUUCGAACGGUAAGUGCAUUGAGGCUCUCGCUGAUGAAUAUCCCGUUCGUGGACCCCAUCUAGCUUCCUGUCGGACAAGUCGGGUUAGAUACACUCAUUUUGUGACCUCAUAACCGCGUUUUCAUGUUCUUUGCCUACGUUAUAAUAAUGAAGUACCUUCUGAAUGAGAGAGAUAGUUUUGAGCCGAGUUGAUCAAAAGAUUAACGCUGGCCCCUGAGAGCUUCGUUCUCAGUCAUUCCCAGUCAGUCAUUCCAGGGUCAUUUAAACAUGCACAUGAAAAACCUCGUCGUGUCUUAACUGCCUUUGGCGAUGUAAACUAGCCUGUGUACAGACGCCCCUCUCCCCUGGGGGUGUCUGUACACAGGCUAAUGUAAACUUGAAAUUUUAAAGUCCCUCUCCCUCCUCCCAAGGAUUUUAUUUGAUCUUAAACAAAGGUGUGUUCGCUGCACAGUACGUCAACCGGAUGUGGGUUUCCGCAUUCUUGGGCAGUGGUUUUGCCCAAUUUGCUAUAAAAGAUUAGAAAAAAAGACUUAUCAAUUAAACAUUUGGUAGCAUCGAGGCAUAUUAAAAGGGAAAAGGCCUCGUCUGGUUGACGAAACCUUUGACGCCCAGAAUUUGGUAUCACGCAGCCUCGUUUCGAGGGCUUUGGAGCAGUGAGCCGACAAUCCUCCGAAUUUAUUUCUGAGGGAAGAGCCUGGUUAAGACGAAGUUUCAUGACCAAAGGGUUGUUGACUAAAUCUAACCUUUUUCUCCUUUAUCGACCAAUCACAAAUGACAACCAAAGCCACUUGGUUGCACGUGCUUUCAUGUGCUUGGCUCCCGGAUAAUUAUGUGUUACUACCACCUCUGAUUGGUUCAGUCAUCCCCGGCCUGUUUUUGUUUUGUUCUGAUUGGCUAAAGCAAUACGGUACUACCCCGCAAUUAAGAACCUACUUUUUGAGAACCUGUUAGGCUAAGAUUUGCCAUUUAGUCCCCCUCUAUACGAGAACCUGUUUAGCCCAAAGUUUGGAACAGGCUCUUAUUUUUAUGUAAAACAUAAAUGUGUGACUUUGAAGGAGAACUUUGAAAUUCAUGUGAUCAGUACCUUACUUGUUCUUAUUAUAGCAAUAUUAAAUCAGUUUUUUUGUGCUAAUACCAUUUUUGUAAGAACCUGUUCAGGCCAACUUGGGAAAAUGUAGGUCCUUACUCGCUGAGUAGUUUUGGUGGUUACGCUCUGCUGUGAAAUGUACAGGUACUAUACGCAUUGGCCUAGCAAUGAUUCUAGUGUAACUUACCUUUCUCUCCACAGCUGUUCCAUUAUCGAAACAAGUAUGAUCAAAGGCGAAGAAAAGACAGCGCAGACCAUUCAAGUUUCGAUCCGCUCGAAAAUGGAAAACGCAGAUGACGAAACCAAAAAAUACCAAGAUUCCUGCUCUGGGAAAAUGCGACGGCAGGGAUCAGUGAAAAAACUUGAUUUAAAGAAAGUUGCUGAGCUCUUACGGGAAGUUUUAAUUGAUGAGAAACCUCAUUUCAGAUAUCAACUUAGUAAGUCCUCAAAAGAUGCGGCCAGAGAGAAAUGGACCGAUGUCCAUGGAGACUCUAACAUUUUUGACGCGGCUGAAAAAUAUUUAUGUAUAGAAACGGACCGCUUGAGGGAAGUCUUGGAUAACUUGAACAAUGUUGAAACAAACAUAUAAUGUGUAAUUUGACUUUAAAAUCUCGGAGACAGAGAAAGUGGUUUUAGCCUAUAGCUUCCCUCUGCUUUUUUGGGGUCUUUAAUACAGGCUGGAAGAGUGAGCCGUUCAGUUUCUCUCAAAAUCGGGCAUCAUAGGUGCAAACACUAUUUCAAUGAAAAUGAGGAGAUGAAAGGCAACAAUUCUAAAUGCCUAUUUUAUGGAGGUCUGUCCAUUAAGAAGUUGUUAACGCUAUUCGACCUCAAAGAAGAAACUGUCAGGACAAUUUACAUUUUAAAUGCUGCCAGGCUUGUGACAGGCUGAAAUUGAUAUUUCAUGUCCUCAAAGGGCGGACAAUCCAACCCUCAAGUCAUAUUCUUCUAUUCAAGUUCCUUGCAAUUGGACAAUUUUUUUUCCAUUCUUUUGCUGGUUUCGUAGAUUAUUUAAUGCUUCACAUUGUCAUAUUGCGCUUGGAUGUAUGACUACGUACCAGACCUCUUCGGCUUUUCCAGACGUUCGUUCUUGCAGAAACGGCCUAAUUUCAAACUCAGGAGGGUUGGGUACGAGUGCGUGUGUUAAAACAACGCAAGACCCAGAUGGUC
Molecule: messenger RNA, 5097 nt
Organism: Porites lobata
Lineage: Eukaryota; Metazoa; Cnidaria; Anthozoa; Scleractinia; Poritidae
Source: the annotation of a GenBank genome assembly